This is a messenger RNA of Eutrema salsugineum, 1385 nucleotides long. Its product is annotated as probable protein phosphatase 2C 30. Gene Ontology annotation, biological process: protein dephosphorylation. The record is from RefSeq and is a predicted model, not a curated record. NCBI's taxonomy places the organism in Eukaryota, Viridiplantae, Streptophyta, Magnoliopsida, Brassicales, Brassicaceae. Gene Ontology annotation, molecular function: protein serine/threonine phosphatase activity; cation binding. The transcript has 3 exons. Bases 1 to 1116 code for a protein of 371 amino acids.
AUGCAACUCUCCAAGAAUCCGAUCAAACAAACAAAUCGAGAGACGAAGAGGAAACACACAGAAGAUUUUACGAUGAAGAGAUCAGUAAUCAUGUCACCCGAAUCUCCGGUUUUCUUCCCACCUCCGCUUGUUUUUUCUCCGACGUCGGUCAAAACGCCGUCGUCUUCACCACGCUCGACACCACCGAAGCUAACUAUGGUAGCUUGUCCUCCAAGGAAGCCAAGGGAGACGACGACGACAACCACGACGGGUUCAGAGACGGUGUUGAAAAGAAAGCGACCACCGAUGCUCGACCUAACAUCAGCUCCGGCGAUCGCAUCGUGGUGCAAUACGCCGGUUAAGACGCCGGAAAAAUCAGAAGAGGUUGUUGAAGCAGAGAAAGACGGAUAUUACUCUGUUUAUUGCAAGAGAGGAAGACGUGGACCAAUGGAAGAUCGGUAUAUCGCGGCGGUUGAUACCGACGAAGGAGCUCGCAAGAAGGCUUUUUUCGGUGUUUUCGACGGUCACGGCGGAUCAAAAGCGGCGGAAUUCGCGGCGAUGAAUCUCGGUAACAACAUUGAAGCGGCGGUUGCGGCGGCGAGAUCAGAAGAAGAAGGUUGCUCGAUCGAGAGAGCGAUAAGAGACGGUUACAUUAAAACAGACGAGGAUUUCUUGAAACAAGGCUCGAGAGGCGGCGCGUGUUGUGUAACCGCUCUGAUAUCGGAAGGCGAGAUUGUGGUUUCGAAUGCCGGAGACUGCCGUGCUGUUAUAAGCCGCGGUGGAGCUGCGGAGGCUCUUACCACCGAUCACAAUCCUUCUCAAGCAAAUGAACUCAAAAGGAUUGAAGCAUUGGGUGGUUAUGUUGACUGUUGCAACGGCGUUUGGAGAAUUCAAGGAACAUUAGCCGUCUCACGAGGAAUUGGAGACCGGUAUCUCAAGGAGUGGGUAAUAGCUGAACCGGAAACAAGAAAAUUACGGAUUAAACCGGAAUUUGAGUUCUUGAUCUUAGCUUCUGACGGUCUUUGGGAUAAGGUAACGAACCAAGAGGCGGUUGAUGUGGUUCGACCGUACUGCGUAGGUGUGGAGAAUCCCAAAUACACUUUCUGCUUGCAAGAAACUAGCCGAGCUAUCGUGUAAGAGAGGGUGCUUGGAUGAUAUUAGUCUAAUCAUAGUUCAGCUUCAACACUUCGUGCCAUGAUUCAUUAACAUAGCUAGUAUAUUAAGUUAAAACUUGAUUAAUUUUAGUAGGUCUUAAGCUAUUGAUAAUUUUGUCCGGUAUUACAUGUAACUAAAGGGUCAACCAUGACUAAUCUAUUACUAUUUUUGGGGAUAUCAAGAUCCAAGUGCCUUUAGCUUGCAACUUUGUUUCGUAUAUAUGGGUUGGAUGUAAAUAAGGUGGAUAUAAC